Hemicordylus capensis (graceful crag lizard) is the source of this 510-nucleotide messenger RNA. RefSeq names its product leucine-rich melanocyte differentiation-associated protein-like. The coding region runs from base 226 to 510 and encodes 94 amino acids. The record is from RefSeq and is a predicted model, not a curated record. The transcript is spliced from 3 exons. NCBI's taxonomy places the organism in Eukaryota, Metazoa, Chordata, Lepidosauria, Squamata, Cordylidae.
GUGGCUCUUCCGCCUUCAGGAUCAGCUGACUGCAGCGAGGAAGUAAAAGCCCUGAGAAGUUGUGUGUGUUGCAGGCAGAGUGGAGAGCGCCUGGAACUUUUGUACCCGACUCUCGCUGUUUUCAUUUAACCGACUAGACUCACACCUGGUUACACCCCCGCCCCUCUUUCCAAGAAGCUGUAAGCUAGCCGGGCCAAACGCUCACUCAGCCCCCGCUGGGAAUACAUGGCAGAGAUGGCAGGGGUCGUGGUAAAUGGAACUCAAGUGUCCUACAUUGGUCAAGACUGCAAAGACAUUCCAGAAUUCCUAGGGAGACAAUAUGGAUAUAUUGCAAAAAGGCUGGAUCUUAGCUUCAACUUGUUACGAUGGUUUGCUGAAGCAAAAGCUGCUUAUGACAGUUUGCUAGAGGUGUCUCCUGUGAAACCCAUGGCUGAAUUCAGAAGAACUCAAGACUGGUUUCAUAAGACUGCCCUUGUGAAUGCUGCUUCUGUUGUGUCGGAUAGCAUUUGA